This is a messenger RNA of Rotaria sordida, 549 nucleotides long. Lineage: Eukaryota; Metazoa; Rotifera; Eurotatoria; Philodinida; Philodinidae. The record is from the annotation of a GenBank genome assembly.
AUGGCUCAAACUGCUAUUGCAAAAUUAAAUGGCAUUUCAUUAGAUGAUGGAAAACAAUUAUGUGUUUGUUUUUUUAAAAAUAAGAAAGAUCGCGAAGAAGAACUACGAACAGCUUAUAUUAAAUCAUGUGAAGAUCGAAAUUUGUACAUUAGUAAUCUGGAUGAAAGUAUUGAUGAUGAAAAAUUGAAGGAAGCAUUUUCUCAUUAUGGUAAAAUUACAAGUGCUAAGGUUAUGAUAAAACACGGUCGAUCACAAGGGUACGGAUUUGUAUGUUUUAGUACAGCUGAUGAAGCAAAUAAAGCGAUAAAUGAAAUGAAUGGGAAAGAACUUUGUUUAAAACCAAUCUUUGUCACCAUAAACAAACGUUCAAGACAAACUCGAGCGUCGUCAUGUAAUCGAUAUCCACCUAGAAUCCCAACAAUAAGAACAUUGUCUACAGCGAGGAGUCAACCCCAAUCUCAAUCGUACUACGGACUUCAACCUCUAAAUAAUACGAGGAGACAAGUAACGGUUAAUCGACAAUAUCCUCUAAGAGCACGAUUCGAUUAA